AAUGACGCGUUGUUUGCCACCAGUUAACGUCAGAAGAAGAGGAGGCGGGGAAACAGUAGGUGGCGUAACAUUUGAACGUGGUCUGUGCGCCUACCUUAAACUAAAACGAGGAAGAAGAAGAAAGAGAAGAAGAAGCGGGAAAGGACACCACAACGCUUGCGACAUGAGACUUGGAGAAGUAAGUAUGCUAAUAUUUAUUUAGUUGGUCAACCAUGUAAUGUUGUGAAAUGAAAAUAUUUAACUGUUGUGACAACGGGGUGGUCCUUUAGCAGGCUGCGGUAACGCUAAUGGCGUCUGCCCAACAAGUAAUGUAAGCAUACAUAAUGACCUUCACAAUUGGAUUCCACAGUGCAUAUUAAUUUCGGGGGCUUAACUUAAAAAUGUUUUAUAAUACUGUUGUAGGUAAAGUGACAAUCGACAAAGAAGGUCCGGGCUCCAUUUUAUUGGUAAGGCUGGCGAUUUGCAAUGAAUAAGAAAUGACAUCCAAAAGUAUUCAGUGGUUAACCAAUUUGUCCCGCCAUUUUGAAAGCAGAAGUACAUUUGCUUACUCACUGGCAGUGGCCGAGUAUGUUUUGUAUCAUGCUAUCGAUUGUAUAAACUGCAUAUAUUUAGGAAAAUAAAGUAUGUAUGUGUAUGAAAUGUUAAACAUUAAUUAAUUUAAAUGAAACGGGUAUCAUCAGACAGGUCUUGUUAAGACUAGCAACAUGAUAUAAGAAUAGUUUUCCUGUGAUACAUUUUUAAAACUUAUGAUUGUUUUAACCUGGUCAAAAUGCACAAAUUUAUGGUCAACCUCUUCAAUACAAAGUCAUUGGGGCUCGAGAUUAUAUUCAUGACCUUUUUGUUAAAAAUACUAUAACUUUAUUAAUAUGUACCCCAUUGUAAAAAGGUACCAUCGAGCCCACCGGACCUCAAAAUAGGUACGAAUUAAAAUAAGAAUUAAACUGUCUGGGUUAAGAUUUUUUUUUACUAUAGCCGAACGAUCAUAAACAAUCAUUUUGUUUACUUGUUUUUAACAGAAGUUAAAUAUGAUUCACCCAAAAAGUAAACAUCCAUAGGGAGUGACGCCAUAUAUGUAAAUAGUUUCCAUUUAUAUUAUAGUUCCAUCCAUAUAUUUUCUACUGCUUUUCCCUUUCGUGUCGUGGGGGUGCUGGGGACUAUCCCAGUUCCGCUCGGGCGAAAGGCGGGUUACACCAUGGACAAGUCAACUUACAUCGACAGACAACAUUCAAACACGUGUCAAUUUAGUGUUCCCAAUCAACCUAUCUUCAGUUUGUGAUCAGAAAAUUUAUUUUUUCACUUACAGGAUGGACAAAAAGGAAAUGACUACAAGAAAGAGGUUAAGAGUUCCCACAAAGAAAAUGAAGGACCUGCAUAAUUCUCCUCCCCCAAAUGAGCAAUCUGAUUGUUUGGCAUUCGUCAGAUGGGAGGACGGUUAUACCGGCAAAAUCUUUACAGGAGCAGACAUUUUGUCAAGAGAUGAAGCUCCUGUGCAGAUCUUAGCUCUUAAAACAGGAGAUUCUGUUUUAGCAAAGUGGUCAGAUGGUAAAUUUUAUAGGGCAACUGUUGAAUAUAUUUUAGGAAAAGAUCAGACUCAGUCACCAAAAGGCUGCCAAACUCCACGGGUCAUUUUUAAAUAUGUUGGAAGCCAGUGAGCCAUCACACUCAACAUCAGGGUCUUGACACCAUUACAGUAGAUCAGAACCCACUGUCUGAACAUGAUAAUAUUACAGCGCUGAAUCUAUCAAGUGACGGGGGACUUCUAACAGGCGGCAACACUGCCUAUGGUGUGCGGCCCUCAGUGGAAAAAGUUUGGACACCCCUGCCAUAUGGUCUCAACAUCAAAGGUCCAUUUCCCUACGAAGACCAUGCAUCCUGCCCAUCAACCAAUGGCCUCACCACCAAAGGUUGAUCACUCUAUGGAGUGAUCAACACGACUUCAACACCGCUGGCCCAUCACCAAAUGUCCACACCUCUGGUCCUUCACCCGGCGUACACAAUCGCUUGCCACCUAGCCGGGUGAAUCCACCUGAGAAUAAAAACGCAGCUUUCCUGGCACCAGACAGGAGAGACGCAGGCAACCCAUCUGUUGAGGACACUAUCUGUUAUCAACCACAGCCAGAAAAAUCAUGGACGCCAUGUGAUGGAUGUAGGGAGGAGUUCGAAAAAAUGUGACGAGAAAAAUAACUAAUUGAAGAAGUCCUCUUGAAAAUAGUAGAGGAGUGUCAAAAUGCUGUCCCUUUUGGUCGCCCUGGAAACAAACCUGCAGGAACACGAAAGCGCAUCCUUGACCGGAAAAAAGUUGAAAGAAUCCGAACGUAUGUCCUGCGAUGUCGUACCCUUCCUGAUUGGGACAAUAUUGAUGAGGCCAAGCUCAACAAAGCUUUGAUAAACAAAUGUUGGGCCAGAGACGGUUUUAAGUUGCUUGGAGCGCUGAUUAAUAUCAUCAAGUGCCUCUCAUUAGAAGAUCUGUGUGCACUGCAAGUGUGUGCGAGAGGAUCAUGCCGUGCGCUCGAUGCCAAAUCAGCUGGAGAAGAUGAUGACAAAGUUGGUGUCUGAUUUCCAGAGACACUCCAUCUCCGAUGACGACUCGGGCUGCGCCUCUGAGGAGUACGCCUGGGUACCGUUCGGACUCAAACCUGAGCAGGUUUACCAGUAUUUCAGUUGCUUGCCAGAGGACAGGGUGCCCUAUGUGAACAGCGCAGGGGAAAGAUACCGAAUCAGACAGUUGCUGCACCAACUUCCUGCCCACGACAGUGAGCCACAGUACUGCAACGCUCUGAAGGAAGAGGAGAAGAAGGAGUUACGUUUAUUCAGCCAGCAGAGGAAACAAGAUAAUGUGGGGCGAGGCGCCGUCAGACUCUUCCCCGUCACUAUGUCUGGAGGUGUCUGCAAGCAGUGUGACAGAAAGAUAACCGGUGGAGACAUUGCAGUGUUUGCCAGUCGGGCAGGAAACGGAAAUUGUUGGCACCCUCAGUGUUUCCAGUGUGCCUCCUGCGGUGAGCUGCUGGUCGAUCUGAUCUUCUUCUACCAGGAUGGACAGAUCUACUGUGGCCGUCAUCACGCUGAGAGACUCAAACCCCGAUGUCAAGCUUGUGAUGAGAUCAUUUUUGCAGAUGAAUGCACAGAAGCAGAAGGAAGGUUUUGGCACAUGAAGCACUUCUGCUGUUUUGAGUGUGAGGCACCACUGGGCGGUCAACGUUACAUCAUGAGAGAGUGUCGGCCAUACUGCUGCUCCUGUUAUGAGUCGCUGUAUGCAGAGUAUUGUGACACCUGUGGAAAACACAUAGGCAUCGACCAGAGCCAGAUGACGUAUGAGGGUCAGCACUGGCAUGCCGUGGAGUUUUGUUUCUGCUGUUCCCGAUGUCGACUACCUCUACUGGGACGCCCCUUCCUCCCUCGCAGGGGGCUCAUCUUCUGCUCCAGGUCUUGUUCACUUGGAGAAGACCCCAGAAACUCUGACUCUUGUGACUCGACACUGCAGAGCACGCCACUUCGCGAACCACCGCAAAUGCAGCGUGGUUCCCCUUUGCAACCAAUAGAGGGCGUCAAACCUCCUAUAAGUCCUGUAAAAGAUUGCAUCUAUACUUUAUUGGAAAACAGAGGUGUCAACUGCUUGACUCCUGUUCAAAAUGGACUUCAUCCUAGAAGCUCCUUUUCACCUCUCCCUCACAUUCAUCGAGGAAAUGGUCUCAAACCCUCUUGGCCCUGCAACAUUCCACAUUACAAUUUAUUGCCAGAGGGCUGUGGAAUCAAAGUGCCUGGGAGCGGCCUUUUAAAUGGAAAUACUGGGCAUCCUGCACCGAGUCUUCGUUCAAGAGGAACCUCGACUAGUGCGGACUGUAGGAACUGGGUGGAAAAGACUAAUCAAGUCAUGAAAGAUGCUUUCCAGGCAAACACGACAUCACACACCGACAUGUCUCCUGAACCGCCUCCUCUCCUAAUAAAGUCUCGAGACCUGAUACCGCGGGACUCAUCCCCUCUGAACACCCCCCAGUCAGAGCAGAGCCCCUCCCAUUCUCCACCCGCACUGUCUCGUAGUGGGAAAGCGCGGGUCAGUUUCAGAGAACCAAUCAGCAGCAGCUAUUCUGUCGAUGAGGAAGAAGAUAAAGAGGAGAAUGAAGAAGUGCCACCAGAUAAUGAGGAAAACCCUCAGAACGAAGAUAAAGUCAAAGGAGGAUUCGGAAGCAGUUUGCAUCUACAGGAAGGCAUCCCACCUCAGAUGGAUCUGCUCGAUGGAUCCUCAUACCACCAACGCAGUCUGCGGCGCGGCUGGAGUCGUUGCCGCGUUUCGUCUGACCCCAGCCUUCACCUGACCUCAGACAGAAGCCUCCGGCAUUCACAGGCCGACCGCCCUCCACUGGACACUCUGGAUCAUGGCGAGGGAGGGAACGACGUCUCCUCUCUGGUCCUGCAGCCUGGCCGGCACAAACAUGAAGACUCUUGUUCCACCUGCUCCUCAUCGUCCGACUCGGAGCAAGAGGGCUAUUUCCUUGGACAGCGCAUUCCUCUCCCUCCACAGCUUCGAAAACAUGAAGCCAAGGAGGAUAAAGACACAAAAGAAGAAGGAGAACAAGCUCAGUUGGGACUGAGGGACAGUAUCAGGCGGAGACGAGCUCACAGUCUUGGUGCUAAGGACAAAGAUAAAAACUGCACUGUCUCCUGACAUAAACACUGGAAAACCUCACGCUGUAGUUGUCACAAUUAUUUACUGCGCAUGACUCGGCAAUGGGUUUACUUUAUGAAUGAUAAUUGGAUUGUUGUAGGCUUACAUUUUGCUACUUUUAAAUUUGUCAUUCACAAUAUGUAUUUUUUACCUGUUGAGAAAGAUAUGAGAUACUAUUUUUGGACUGAUCUACACUUUGAGGCUAAUGUGACGGAUUUGAAGGUCCUUUGGGUCAUCAUCACGAUUUUUUUCCAGCAGACAUCUACACGUACUGUAUGAACUUUGAGAAGUUUGGUGUUGUUGUUUAAGGUGGCGACUUGUCCAGGGUGUACACCGCCUUCCGCCCGAAUGCAGCUGAGAUAGGCUCCAGCACCCCUCGUGAACCCAAACGGGUCAAGCGGUAGAAAAUGGAUGGAUGGAUGGAUGGAUGGUGUUGUUUUUUCAGUCAUUUAUUUUCCAUACAAGAAUCAGUGACCCUGCAGGGAAAUGUUACUUUCACCUUUGAAUUUGUUACAGAUGUACAUUUAAAGUAGAGGAAGUAUCAACCAAUAAAUGAGACCUCAUAAAUGAGACAUUAAAUAUAUUACAUAAUGAUUAGAUAUAAUGUCAUUUAUAACAUGCACCUGGGGAUAGGUUGAUUGGAAACACAAAAAAUUGGCCCGAGUGUAUGAAUGUGAGUGUGAAUGUCUAUCUGUGUUGGCCCUGCGAGGAGAUGGUAAAUUGUCCAGGGUGUACCCCGCCUCCCGCCAGAUUAUAGCUGAGAUAGGCUCCAGCACCCCCCGCAACCUGAACUGUAGUAGUUACUCAAAACAAUUUCAAUAAUAGUAAAAAUAUUGAAUGUAUAUAAAUGCAAUGGCCAAGCACUGUAAAAUGUUUUAUUAUUGUAUUUGGUUGUUCAAGGGAUUCUAAUGAAUGUUGAAUGAGUUUAUGGUUGCAAUAAAUGUGUCCUGGUUGACAAACGCA
Messenger RNA from Nerophis ophidion (straightnose pipefish), 5626 nucleotides. RefSeq names its product prickle homolog 3 (gene prickle3). Gene Ontology annotation, molecular function: zinc ion binding. The record is from RefSeq and is a predicted model, not a curated record. Bases 2513 to 4663 code for a protein of 716 amino acids. The transcript has 15 exons. Lineage: Eukaryota; Metazoa; Chordata; Actinopteri; Syngnathiformes; Syngnathidae.